AUGGGAUGGGUACUAUUUCGAAAAGAGGAGCUAAAGGCCCCUCAAAGAUGCAUUGCACAUCAAGCUAAGCAGUAUCUCGGUUUUACUUGCUACAGCUCAAUUUCGCGAGCAAAUGCCAAGUGCAGUUUCGCAAUAUCUAGUCACGUCUCCGAGUUUAGCUUUGAUAUCAUCGCCUUACCACCAUCUGGUUCGCAGUUAGAAAGUCAACUACCUGGACACCUAGAUGUCGUGAAAAUAUCUCACCCUUUAACGGAUACAUUAGAUAUGGGCGAAACAGAUGAUAGCAUAGAAGCAAGAUUUGCCAAACUAGAAGAGUUCAUGAAUUAG
Molecule: messenger RNA, 327 nt
Organism: Pseudogymnoascus destructans
Lineage: Eukaryota; Fungi; Ascomycota; Leotiomycetes; Thelebolales; Thelebolaceae
Exons: 2
Coding region: 1-327 (108 amino acids)
Source: RefSeq, a predicted model, not a curated record